Eriocheir sinensis (Chinese mitten crab) is the source of this 1925-nucleotide messenger RNA. RefSeq lists its product as uncharacterized. The transcript has 5 exons. Lineage: Eukaryota; Metazoa; Arthropoda; Malacostraca; Decapoda; Varunidae. Gene Ontology annotation, cellular component: membrane. The record is from RefSeq and is a predicted model, not a curated record. Bases 123 to 1160 code for a protein of 345 amino acids.
CAACUGAUUCCUACAGCGGGGGGAACAGCCGGGGAUGGAGGGUGGAGCUUAGCCUUGACGCAGUAGUUGUCAAGCGGUGGUGUGAGGAGGUUGUAUCAGCUCGGCCGAUAUUUUCCUACAUCAUGGCACGGUUUACGGUCUUAUUUGCUGCGCUCCUGCUCGUGGCGGGGUCUGUGGUCAAAGCUGAGGACCCAGCAGGCAGCGAGACCACCACUGAGUCAACCACCACCACAACUACCACCACCACAACUCCUACUACCACCACCACUACUCCCACCACCACCACUACUCCUACCACCACCACCACUGAGGAAACCACAACCACUGAGGAAACCACAACCACAGAGCCUCCCACUACCACCACAGAGACCACCACCACUACCACCACAGAGACCACCACCACUACCACCACAACAGAAACCCCCACCACAACAGAGGUCACUACUUCUACCAGUACUUCUCCCCCCACCACCACUGCACCGCCAAAGCCAGACAUCAAGUACAGCGUGACUGAUGAAAAUAAUGUGACCUGCAUUAUUGUAGCAGGGGAAAUAUUUUUCAAUGUCAACUACACACUCCGUGACAAUACAACUGCAGUCAAGUCUGUGUUUGUGCCAUCCAUUGGUGUCACAGUUGAUGGGUCUUGUAAUACAACUGAAGGCAAUCAGUUCAUCUCAUUCUCUUGGGACAAAAACAACAACUCUGUCCGGAUGAACUUUGAAAUUGGAGACAAGGAUGCCUGGAUGUUCACAACCCUCACAGCCUCCCUGCUCAUGGAUGAUGACUCAUUUGCAAAUGCUACAGAUGCUGGCAAGACACUUGACCUGACAGUAGAUUACAACUUUAGCCCUGGUGAAGUGAGUGUCAACCACAGCUUCAUCUGCCGCUCCUCCAUUACCACCAACAAUGUGACUGCCACCAUUGAAAAGGAUACUUACAGCUCUCCAGUCACAUCUACCCUGAAGAACAUCCAAAUGCAGGCCUUCAACAAGAUAAAGGGUCAGGAAAACUUUGCAGAGUCUGUACACUGCACUGCCGACAACACCUCGGAUGUGGUACCCAUUGCUGUUGGCUGUGCUCUGGCUGGCCUAGUAGUGAUUGUGCUCAUUGCCUAUCUGGUAGGUCGUCGCAAAAGGUCGGGAGCAUACCAGUCGGUGUGAGGUGGGGCAGGUGGGGGAAGACUGAACACUUAUAAGGAUUAGUAUAUUGGCAUACUAUUUGGGAUAUAGUGGGUGGCAUACACUGUGAUAUGUAGAUCAAGGAAGUAUUGUGAUGAAAAACUUGUUGUUUUAAUUGGACUGAAAACUACAGUUAGCAGUUGUUAUGAAGAUUACUCACGUCUGCUUAUUCAGCUACUGGCAUUGGUUGUGGUAAUUUAAGACUACCCAUUCCCAUUUUGUAUAGGGUGGCUUGAUUGAAUUUCCAUCUUCAAUUAUUUAAUAAAUGAAAUGGCUGAAGACUACAUUAGCCAUAAAUGUUGAUGUUGAUGCUGAUAUAUGCUUGUAAAUACUAGUUAGCUGUGGAAGGAUUCAUUUGAUAGUCUGGAUGAUCAUGAGGUAUUUAAUUCCUGUUGGAUUUAAUAAGAAUAGAUCUGAUUUUGUAGAAUUAAAAUUUGUCCUCUUAAUUGUUUGUGCCAUCUAAAUGCAGUGUACAGAUAUUGGAUGUCUUCAGUACUGUUCACAAAGUGACAUGCAGGUUUGAAUUUGUUUGACUUUGUAAAUGACUGGCGGCACUUACCCACCUAUAUAUUUAUAUAUGGGAUAUCUCCAAUGCUAUAGUACUGUAGGUGUGCAUUAAACUUUGGAAGAUGAAGGUGCAAGGCAUGCCUAGUCAAGGUUAACACUUGCUUUGCGACUUCUGUUAGUGUGUAAAGAUGGGUAAUGAGUCAAAUUCUUGUCUGGCAGUAAACAUUCCAGUCUUGGGAA